AUGUGCUAAAGGACCACAUGUUUAUCUGAACGGGUGAAAUGAAAUAUAGCUAGCUACCCACCUAGUUUACCACAAAGGUCAUUUCUUGGGUAAUUUAACUGUAUUUCUACGACACCACCUGCAGCCGAGGAUGCGAAGAGGGUGAUCAUUUCACUAGGUAGCUACAUGUUAUACACAUAGCUAGAUAACUAACAGCUAACUAGCUAUAUGCUGCUCCUUACAACAUAUGGGGUUUUUAUGAAACCAGCAAGCUAGUUUGAAUUGUUUUCUGACAAUGAAUUUCGAGGGAGACCACGAGGAGUACCUCUUUCCUGUUGACGACGGUUUGUUUGCGGACACGUUCUCCGAGGAAAGUGUUUACAGAUUCGGCAGCGAGGAAGUAAAGAUCAGCCAGGUUUUCAGCGCUAAUCUCGGCGUCGCAGCACCAGUGUGGGACGCUGCGCUUUGUCUAUGUCGUCACUUGGAGCAACAGUCGCUCGAUUUGAGGGGAAAGCGAGUCAUUGAGCUGGGUGCUGGAACUGGCAUUGUUGGCAUUUUGGCAGCACGUUUGGGAGCAGAAGUGACCUUGACUGACCUUCCCUAUGCAGUCCCUCAGCUGGAGAAAAAUGUGUUGGCAAACGUGCCGCCCGCUGGGUGGCCCUCCGCAGCUCCCACUGUUGCCCCCCUCUCCUGGGGACUAGACCAGACACAGUUUCCUGUGGACUGGGACCUGGUCCUGGGCGCAGACAUCGUGUACCUGGCUGAUACCUACCCCCUCCUAAUGGACACCCUAGCACACCUGUGCCAGGACGGUGCGACACUGUACCUGUCGUCCAAGAUGCGUGGGGAGCACGGGACGCCAGGCUUCUAUGCUGACAUCCUGCCACAGAGGUUCAACUCACAGCUGGUAAGCUGUGACCCGGCACAGAACAUUAACCUCUACCGCGCCACCUUGAGGAGAGGGGGGUAGAGACAGCACUGUCAGCGAAGCAGGAGAGGCCCUCAAGUCCAUGGACCCCUGAGAAACCAUGCCUUUAAUUUAAAAGUAUCAGGACUGAGAGACACCAGAUGGAACACAAGGAAGAAAAAGCAAAAGAAGGCAUUUGUUCAUAAGACGUGAUAUCAUGUGGACCGCAAUGUACUGUUCUGUAGGCUGUGGUUUUCUGUCAAUUUACAUCACUUCAAGUCAGACUUCAGGACUGGUUGGUGAAAUAGAUGGAUGUUUGUUUUUUUUAUGUGUGGUAUGUCCCUGACACUGAUUUCAGCCAUGGGAAAUGCAGUUGCUGGGGUUUUGCUUUUAUGUUGUGAACAGUGUGUGCCACUUUGACAUGUCACAGGGUAACAGUAAAAAUAAACGU
Messenger RNA from Megalops cyprinoides (Indo-Pacific tarpon), 1337 nucleotides. Its product is annotated as EEF1A lysine methyltransferase 3-like. NCBI's taxonomy places the organism in Eukaryota, Metazoa, Chordata, Actinopteri, Elopiformes, Megalopidae. Gene Ontology annotation, molecular function: protein-lysine N-methyltransferase activity. Gene Ontology annotation, biological process: peptidyl-lysine methylation. Gene Ontology annotation, cellular component: cytoplasm; cytosol. Bases 275 to 949 code for a protein of 224 amino acids. The transcript is spliced from 3 exons. The record is from RefSeq and is a predicted model, not a curated record.